CGCCAACCGCACUCUCCUCCACACAUCACCUCUCUAGACCCAACUUCUACCUACAACCAUGCAGAUUUUCGUAAAGACCCUCACCGGGAAGACCAUCACCCUUGAGGUUGAGUCCUCCGAUACCAUCGACAAUGUCAAGGCCAAGAUCCAAGACAAGGAGGGAAUUCCUCCCGACCAGCAGCGUUUGAUCUUCGCUGGCAAGCAGCUCGAGGACGGGCGUACCCUCUCCGACUACAACAUCCAGAAAGAGUCCACUCUUCACCUUGUCCUCCGUCUGCGUGGCGGUAUGCAAAUCUUCGUCAAGACUCUCACCGGCAAGACUAUCACCCUGGAGGUCGAGUCUUCGGACACGAUCGACAACGUGAAGGCCAAGAUCCAGGAUAAGGAAGGCAUCCCCCCGGACCAGCAACGCUUGAUCUUCGCUGGCAAGCAACUCGAGGACGGGCGUACUCUCUCCGACUACAACAUCCAGAAAGAGUCCACUCUUCACCUUGUCCUCCGUCUGCGUGGCGGUAUGCAGAUCUUCGUCAAGACCCUCACCGGCAAGACGAUCACCUUAGAGGUUGAGUCCUCGGACACGAUCGACAACGUGAAGGCGAAGAUUCAGGAUAAGGAGGGUAUCCCCCCUGAUCAGCAGCGCUUGAUUUUCGCUGGAAAGCAGCUCGAGGAUGGUCGGACCUUGUCCGACUACAACAUUCAGAAGGAAUCUACUCUUCACCUCGUCCUCCGUCUGCGCGGCGGUAUGCAGAUCUUCGUUAAGACACUCACCGGCAAGACCAUCACGUUGGAAGUGGAAUCCUCGGAUACUAUCGACAACGUGAAAGCGAAGAUCCAAGACAAGGAGGGGAUUCCCCCUGACCAACAACGCCUUAUCUUCGCCGGCAAGCAGCUCGAGGACGGUCGAACCCUUUCUGAUUACAACAUCCAGAAGGAGUCGACCCUCCAUCUCGUCCUCCGUCUGCGUGGUGGCUGUUGAUUGUGUAGCAUUCUCACAUGGUGUCGGAGCACGGAUGUAGUUUAUAACGUUCAUCAUGAAUAUUAUCUUGUCGAGCACUGCGUUGUGCAUGGUUAGCAAUGCU
Molecule: messenger RNA, 1079 nt
Organism: Coniophora puteana RWD-64-598 SS2
Lineage: Eukaryota; Fungi; Basidiomycota; Agaricomycetes; Boletales; Coniophoraceae
Product: polyubiquitin
Exons: 4
Coding region: 59-976 (305 amino acids)
Biological process (GO): protein ubiquitination; modification-dependent protein catabolic process
Cellular component (GO): nucleus; cytoplasm
Molecular function (GO): protein tag activity; ubiquitin protein ligase binding
Source: RefSeq, a predicted model, not a curated record